Messenger RNA from Rhododendron vialii, 1945 nucleotides. RefSeq lists its product as uncharacterized. Gene Ontology annotation, biological process: protein transport. The coding region runs from base 267 to 1616 and encodes 449 amino acids. The record is from RefSeq and is a predicted model, not a curated record. The transcript has 5 exons. NCBI's taxonomy places the organism in Eukaryota, Viridiplantae, Streptophyta, Magnoliopsida, Ericales, Ericaceae.
ACAUUACUGCCUUCUUCUUCUUCUUCUUCUCUAUCAAUUUCAACAGACUUAGCUCAUAAGCAAUCCAUCCCGGCCCCUCUCACACGUAAUUAAAACCACGAAUAAAAUUCACACCCACCGCACACAAUCGUCAUAUCAUGAUAAAGGUGCUAGCGAGCAAAGGCUCGUUUGUUUGUUCCCUUUGUCUUCAGUAAACAGCUCUAUUAACAAGGCACAGUACUCAUCAAACAAGAAUUAAGUAGUAAAAGAAAAAGAAGCAGCUGGGCAUGGGCAUGGGGAAACCGUUUGACGGUAUGCGUGGGAAGAGCUUCAACGCCUCCAAAUUCAGCGCCCUCCUCAACCUCUCCGUUUCCCGGAUCGCCGUCCUCCGCAACCAGCGCGGCGCCCGCUGCAACAUCGCCCAGUCCGACGUCGUCCACAUCCUCAAACUCGGCCAACAUGAUCGAGCUCUCCUUCGGGUUGAGCAAGUUUUCAAGGAGCAGAAUAUGUUGGAUGUAUUUGUUGUGAUGGAAGGCUAUUGUCAUUUGAUGGCAGAGAGGAUCAACCUCAUCGAACACGAAAGAGAAUGUCCGGACGAGCUGAAGGAGGCAGUAGCAAGCAUGUUGUAUGCAUCCACGAGGUGUGGUGAAUUUCCAGAGCUUCAAGAGAUGCGAGCGAUCUUCACGUCUCGAUACGGGAAGGAGUUCGUGGCUCGUGCCACCGAGUUACGCAACAAUUGCGGGGUGAAUCCUAAGGUGAUACAAAAGCUGUCAACCAGACAGCCAAUUUUGGAAAACAAAUUGAAGGUGCUCAAGGAAAUUGCUUCCGAAAACAACAUUGUUUUGCAGUUUGAGGAAGCUUCUUCCAUGACCACAGAGGGAAAAUUGGAGAAAGAACGCAAACAGCAGGAAGUGAUGGAAAAAAUGGAGAGUUUUUCAGAUUCAGUGAAAGCACCGAGAAAAUACAAAGACGUAGCUGAUGCAGCGCAAGCAGCUUUUAAAUCGGCAGCUAAUGCUGCAGCAGCGGCAAGGGCAGCGGUGGAACUCUCUAAGUCUGGACCCCAUGACCCUAAUGACCAGAAUGGUUUUGUUUCUGGAAAGAGAAAGGCGACUGAUGAGCAUGAAGGAACUGAAUCAAAACUUCAAACCACUGAGGAGAACAAUUCGGGAAGGAUGGACGAUCAAAAUGUUGGAAUUGGAUUUGGGAAAGUUGAUGUUAUUGGGAACUACCGUUCUGAAUCUGAAGACGAGGAGAUUCGUGGUAAAAAUAGAGCUGAAGAAGAGAUGGAAAGAGGGAUGUCGGGUUUAAGUUCAGAUUCGGAUGUGUUGGAGGGAAGUAGAAUGCCUAUGGAGGUAGUUGGGGAGAUAAGGCCAGCGGAGAAUGAGUCUGGUGAGAGCGGCAAAGAGACCGGACAUGAAAAAGGAGUGCUCUUAUCAGGGAACCAAGAAUUUGGUUCGGAGAUGAAGCCUCCCGGUUCUCCUAUGAAUGAAGAAGGUUUGGUUUCGAAAAAAUCUGAUACGGUUAUGGAUGACGAUCUUUCUGAAAGAAAUGGCGCAAAGCUCGAUCAAUCUGAAAAGAAGGUCCGUGUAGGAUUUAGAGCUGGCCUGAAGGCAAGACUCAGGGCCUGGCAAUCCUGAAGGCUGAAGCAUGUUUGCUGAAGUAUCCAGGAGUGUUUCAAUGCGGAGGGGAGGCCAAUCUCUGCAAGGACCACUGAGAGAAACUAUAUAAUCCGGUUGCAUUCAUCGAGCAGGCUUUCAUAUACACACUUAUAACUUGUUUUGUUGAUUUUUUUGACAAUAUUAUCUGCAGAAAUGUUGAGCUAUUGUUAUGCUUGUAGAUGUGAGAGCUUUUUGUUUUUACAAUAAAUAUAGGUGUAUCAUACUUGUUCAGGUUUGAGAGAUUUUGUAACACCUUCUGAUAUACGUCUGGGAACUAUUUUAGCAGAAAUGUGAACUGUUUUACUGUA